Molecule: messenger RNA, 1098 nt
Organism: Trypanosoma rangeli
Lineage: Eukaryota; Euglenozoa; Kinetoplastea; Trypanosomatida; Trypanosomatidae
Exons: 1
Coding region: 1-1098 (365 amino acids)
Source: RefSeq, a predicted model, not a curated record
AUGGAGGGCCGCAUCGGUGCUGUGUUUAUUAUCAUUCAGCUUAGUGACGGUCCCAUUGAUCUUCUAGACUUUUUCCACCGCGCAUGGAACGCCGAGUUGCUACGCAACGCCGCCUCGGAGCCCACUGGAUGUCUUCUGCGCUUCCCACUGCUGCGUGUUAAUGACACCGUCUGCAGCGGUGUGGUAGCCUCUGUUCUUGCAAGCGGCGUGGUGCGUGUUGCGUCCAGCGGCUCCAUUGAGGCAGCUUUGGCGAUUGCGGAUUUUGUGCACACCUACGUCCUUCGGCGCCUUGCACCGCUUCCAAGGCGAACUGGCACGAAGAGCAUUGCGUUGCUUCAGGUCUUUCUCUCUCCCGCCCCGUCACUGCCGAAUGGAACAGGUGUGGACACAUCGGAGGGCGCAGCAGCAUGGCUGCGUGAGCGCAUAGCAUAUUCCACCGCUGCCGCCACGCGCGGCGGAGAUGGUGACGGGCCACACGUAAUGCAGUGGUGGCAUUGCCUUAAAGAAAGCUCUGUGACAGCUCUGCGCCACCGGCACACACUUCGCAUUGUGUGCCACUUCAGGCAGCUUCCUCCACCGCAGUUGAGGCGUGAGUUGGGCCCGGCUGUCGGCAGAAGCCUUGAUGACCGUGACGCGGACGCGUUCUUCCUUGGAAGCGAACUUAUGUCUGUUAUGCCGUUGGGAAGCGUCUUUGUGGCGGUGGGGCACAACCCGGAAAAAGUCUCGGAUCACGACAUGAGCAGGAGUGGAGGCGAGAAAGAGGGCAGUAGGCAAAAACGUUCGCGCUGUGAGUCUGAAGCGAGGGCACCGGAGGCGUUGUCUUUGGCAUCUUCUGUGGGAGAAGACGUGGUCGCGCUCAUGACACCACCAUCAUCAUUUGUGACAUCUUCCACCGCCGCGCAGGCUCUCCAUACAGCGCUUCCUGCUGCUGAUGCGGUAACUGAGGCGUGUCCGUUGGUGGCAAAGCCGCAGCUGAAGGUGGAGACGAUAUUGUACCGCUCAGGACGUGUCUUUGCGACCACGGACUCCGUGGAGGCUUUGUCUUUUGUAGUGGAAGAGCUGCUUCUGCCGUUAAUGCAGAGACAGCAAGGAGACUAA